AGACAGUAGAAUUUAAAUACAGUUUUCUCUCUAUUAAAUUAUCAGCAAAAAUAUAAUUUCAUAUUAAAUGUAACACAUGUUUUAUUUGUUUUUGUUUGUGGUUUCCCCCCGCACUGACCCCGUUGUGCUCUAUGUAAAGGCCCCGCCCUCUUCUCUGUGUCACAAUGAGAAGUCACGCCCAAUGUGCUAAUCACGCACAACGCUUUAAGUCCGAGUGUACAUCAGAGCAGAUGUCAUAACCGCAGAUUUUCUUUUUAAAUGUAGGCCUAAUUUGCGUACAAAAUAGUGUACUUUAUGUCUGUUUCUUAGAUAUUAUGACAGGGCGCAUAAUAAUCGGGGGAAAAAACAUCCUUCUGCUCAGCGAAGCGGCCUCUACUCUAAACGUAGCUGGAGCAUAAACGUUUCGUGCGUGCUAGUACAGAAGAGACAUGAUCAAUAGAAUUGUCUUUUCCGACUGCUAUUGAUUUUUUUUUUAUUGACUGAGGACAGUGACUUUACCUGCUGUCUUUCUUUGCGUGGAGUCUUACAUAGGCUAAUGAAAGCUCAGCAUUGGCUAAUCAUAUUUUACAUAGGUUCGAACCUAUGUCUGACGACAGUUUUAGCCUUUAAACUAUCCCUGAGUUUGGACCGUCAAAGCAGGAGGCAAAGAGGAGCAGGGCAGGGUUGCAUCAGCCAUUUUAAGGUUGUACGCGUUCAAAUCCGUAAAAAAUAAAUAGCCUACUUAUUAAUUUUUCCUGACGUUUUUUUUUUCUCAUACAUAAAUAUGUAAACCCUAAAAAUUCAGGAACUACGCUAUAUUUUAACUUAAUGGCAACGAAUAAAUGAUUGAAGCAUUUUAGCACAUUGGAAAAUAAAAUUUAGUCGUUUAUUUUAUGUAACGUUAAUAUUUUUAUGUAUAGAAACUGUCAAAAUGAGCAUGCAUAUAAAUGCACUGAUUAGAUCGGUGUCGGGCUGACUACUAGCUGUAAUGUUCAUGUUAAAAUAGGCCUAUAAGUGACAAUAAAUUUCAACUCAUGUCAUUCAAUCGGAUUUCCCUUUUAUUUCAACUGUUAGUCGACUCGUAUUACGAAGCUUCCGUAAAAUGUUCAGUUUGUACAGAGGGUUUAGUUUAACUUUUUAUUGAUGCAAGUUAACACUCAAAAACUUACUAGGCUAACUUAACUUAGUGGCCACGCUACAGCUAAAAUAAAUGGCUUCAGUGCAAACAUAACGGAGUUUAUAGUAACUUGUACUGAAAAGGGUAACGUCUUUUUUACGUUCACGUUGUUUACGUGAAAUAGUUUAGAUAUUUGUGUAAUUGUGUUAAAUAAUUCCACACUCUUAGCCUAUUAUUUCUGAUUUCAGCUAGACAAAACACCAAAGAAAAAUCUACAAUGUACAUCUUAAAUGUCAGUUUUUCCCAAAAUAUCUCUGUUGUGCAUCCUCAAUACUUUUUCAUCAGUGGACUUUCAGGUAUACCAUACAGCAGCUAUUACUAUAUUUUCCUGUUUUUCAUUUAUAUUGUUGCUGUGAUUGGGAACUCUAUAGUCCUUCUCAUUAUAGCUGUUGACCAGAGUCUGCACAGUCCAAAGUACAUUGGUGUGUUUAAUUUGGCCUUGGCUGAUAUUGGUGAAACUAAUGCACUGAUUCCUAACAUGAUGAAGACUUUUCUUUUUGAGUCACAGUACAUCUCCUACAAUGCUUGUUUGGCAAAUAUGUUUUUUGUUUACUUCUUUAAUACAAUACAGUGUGUCAGCCUUGUUGUCUUGGCAUUUGAUCGCUUUGUUGCUAUUUGCUUGCCACUAAGAUAUCACACCAUUGUAAAUAAUGCUGUCAUGUGUUCUGUUUUCUCAAUAAUGUGGAUGCUUAGCACUUUUCUUGUGGGCUUGACAGUAUCUUUGGUCACCCGACUUUCAUUCUGCAAGUCCAAUGAGAUACAGAGUUAUUUUUGUGACCAUGGACCAGUGUAUAGAAUGGCAUGUAAUGACAACAGCGUGAAUUCGUUUAUGGCGAAACUGAUCACAGCUGUCUACUUUGCUGCUCCGCUGAUAAUAUUCCUGUCUUACCUUUGCAUUUUUUUCUCUUUAAGUAAGAUUACAACAUGGGAGGGGCGUAUUAAGGCCCUGAAGACUUGUGUUUCUCAUCUGUUGUUAGUUGGAGUGUGUUUCCUCCCCAUAAUCUGCACAUAUAUCGCUGCAAUCAUGCUUUCUCUGUCUCCCAAUGUGAGAAUCAUUAGCACAUCCCUGGCAUAUGCUGUUCCACCAAUGCUAAAUCCUAUGAUAUAUGUCUUAAACACGGCUGAAGUUAAGAACUUCAUCCAAACAGUGAUUAAAAAAAAGUCUACAUCCAUUGACCAGGGUAUUUCAGACUGAUUGCAAAGUGUUUAUUCAUUCCUCUUCUCAAAGAAGUUGUUAAUUUUAUGUAUUCAUUGCACAUUUAAUGUGCACUUAAUCUUGCGAAAUACAGCUGAACUUUAUUAAAGAGAAAAAUAAUGACUGGGCUUGUAUACGGUCUUUGUCAUUUUAUGGCUUGUACUGCCAUCACUAGAUGCUGAGUAUGAUUAACAUAUAUUUUGUUGUUUCUCAUGGGUAUGUGAGCUAUUGCUGUCAGUUCUGUAUUUUUCUGGCACGCUGAAACAAAUGAAUAACCUACAAAUUAAAUAUUAUGUGUAUUUAAAGAGCUUUAUAACAUAAGCUGCUACUCUUAAUUUUUCCUAGUCUUCUGUUAGGAAUAAUCAGGCCUUCAUUUUUUAAACUGAUUGUCAUUCAUCCAUUCGUCUGCAAAACUGAGAAGUAUGGGAAAUUUAUACGCAUCUAUUAUAGCAUCUUGUUGAUUUCUUUGCAUUUCAGUAUUAAUUGUAACACAAAUUUAGCUUUAAAUUUAUUUUUGUCUAUUUGUGAACCUGCAAUCAUAAUCCCAUUUAGUUAGGACUAUUUGUGAAUUUUAUUCAGAUCUAAAAUAUUAUCUAAAAUAAUAUAUAAUUGUUCACUAAUAGUC
This is a messenger RNA of Cyprinus carpio (common carp), 2976 nucleotides long. Its product is annotated as olfactory receptor 1M1-like. NCBI's taxonomy places the organism in Eukaryota, Metazoa, Chordata, Actinopteri, Cypriniformes, Cyprinidae. Gene Ontology annotation, molecular function: olfactory receptor activity; G protein-coupled receptor activity. The record is from RefSeq and is a predicted model, not a curated record. Gene Ontology annotation, cellular component: membrane. Gene Ontology annotation, biological process: G protein-coupled receptor signaling pathway.